AUGAUGGUAGAGGAGGCUCGGAGGAUAACGUUGUCCGUGGAAAAGUCUUCGCUGCUGGAGAAGGAGACGUAUGCCAGUUUUGACGAAGCGCGCUCGCGAGGGUCAGACAUGAAGCUACUACAAGAUGCAUCCGCUGGUAUAACACUUGCACACAAACUCACGAAGGACAAGUUGGUGCAAGGACGGGAUGUGUCGCUGCGCUCGUUCGCGCGCGUUUUCACGCGGCCGACCGACGCGAACGAGCGGUCGGUCGCCUUCGCAGCAGACGGCGGCGCGGGCGCUCUGCGGGCGCUCCUCGUGGGGUCUCUCCCGCCCCACUGCCGUCUGCUCGAGCGCCGUUUACCGCAUGCAGUGCGUCGUCCUCUCGGCCACUUGCGGCGGCGCACGGCCUCGAGCGCUGUCCGGUCGGACGCGGCCUACCAGUCGAUCCCUCACGACGGCCCGGCGGCGCUUCGGGGAAUGGACGCGGGCGCGCAGACGUUCGUGUGUGUGAGAAGUGCAUUGCGACGGUGGCCAGUGGCACUGCGUUUGCACGGAAGGCGGCGAAGCGACGCCGUCACAAGACGCGAACACGGACGUGAGCCGCAUGUCGCAGGAGAAGAUACGGUCAGGUGCGAUGCACAGCAAGAGCCAAUCGUCGGAGCAGUGGCAGCAAGUGGUACGUCGCACGUGCCUCAGCACAACGGCGUUUGUGGACCCGAAGCACGCGAAGAAGGCGAUGGGGAAUACUGCGACUCGAUUGCAGGGGUCCGCAACUACCACGAGCCGUCGUUUCGGUCGGUCGUCACGUCGACGUACUCGAUUGCGAACCGAGCGGCGGAGCCUGUUGAGACUCCAGACGUGUGCAAGUACAAGAAGUUGGGCAGUGACCUGUUUUGCGCGUUGUACUUUGGCACGGCGGCUACGGGUGUUGUUUGGCUGCACUACUUGACGACGAUGUACCUGCAGCAGUACUUUUGUGACCAGGCGCGGCCGACGCUACCGUGCGACACGCACGUUGCCAGCUACGAGUGUCUCACUUUGUUUUUGGGACUGCUGCCCGACUUCAGUAUGUGGCGUCCGACUCGUGGUGGUGCGCGGUGCACGAACGACUUCAAGCCGCCUAUUCUCAAGGAACAGCGGCCGACGGUCGACAUCUUUUUGUAUCACUACGUGGAACCGGUCGCGGGUUUGAUGCAGACAGUGAAGAUCUGUCUUUCGCUGCAGUAUGCACCCGAGCUCGUCCACGUCUUUGUGCUGGAUGACGGCAACACUGGGUCUGUGUGGGACGCGAACGACCACUUGAAGGUGACGAUGAACAGCAAUGUGAUUGAGAUAUGUGGUGACUUGCGCGGCAAUCUUGCGCGACUCACGCACGAGCGUGUGCCUGAGACGCACCACUCGAAGGCAGGCUACAUGAACAAUUGUUUGCUCAACGAAGGUGCUGACGGCACGUAUGUGCUAAGUCUGGACAACGACAUGAAGCCGCAUCCGAAGUUUUUGCUUGCGGUGCUGUCGUUGGUUUUCUUGGAAGGCGAGGCUUUUGACGGUGGACGACGUCAGUACAGCGACGAUAUUUCGUGGACUCAAGUGGCUUUCGUGCAGACUACUCAGCACUUUGAGGGCAUGCCUCAGUUGGCGAUCAUGGGUGACCGGUGCGAGCACAAGAACGCCAUUCGUCUUUGA
Messenger RNA from Hyaloperonospora brassicae, 1665 nucleotides. NCBI's taxonomy places the organism in Eukaryota, Oomycota, Peronosporomycetes, Peronosporales, Peronosporaceae. The record is from the annotation of a GenBank genome assembly.